GCGGCGGUGGGGGCGGGGCUGCGCGCCAUGGCCGCCGGCCGCCUGCCGCCGGGCGCCCUCACGCUGAAGCAGUUCCUGAGGCGACAGCAGGUGCUUCAGUUGUACAGGAAGAUCCUGCGGGCGAUUCGUGAGGUCCCUGGUGAAGCAGAUCGACACUAUUUAAAGGACUGGGCCAGGGAGGAAUUCAAGAGAAAUAAGGAUGCUACAGAAGAGGAUGCAAUCAGGAUGAUGAUCACUCAAGGCAACAUGCAACUUCAGGAACUUCAAAGAACACUUAAGCUGGCGAAAUCCUGACCGUGAUUCUGUGGACACCUGGACUGACUUUGUGCUGUGAACAAGCAGAGUGUUUUUCCCAGAGUGUGGUUACAAUGACAGCCUUUGCUGACAACCUGCUGAUGUUUGGCAGUGGAGUCUACCACAGUGGGGGUUUUGUUCUCUUUCCCCUUCCCCUUCUUGGUUUGGUUACUCUCCCAUGUGGAAGUCACUCCUUCACAAAGGGCUUUAAAGAACUGAAUGCAUGAUGUAGCACUGGAGCUUGUGCUGUGGGAAGAGCAGAAAGCACCAAAAAUUACAACAGCCACACUGUGAGGGAAAUGGAAAAUAAAGGAAAGCCACAUUGCUUUCUCUGUGUUCUGUUGUGGCAGCUCUC
Messenger RNA from Dryobates pubescens (Downy woodpecker), 649 nucleotides. RefSeq names its product LYR motif containing 2 (gene LYRM2). The coding region runs from base 28 to 294 and encodes 88 amino acids. Lineage: Eukaryota; Metazoa; Chordata; Aves; Piciformes; Picidae. The record is from RefSeq and is a predicted model, not a curated record. Gene Ontology annotation, cellular component: mitochondrion. The transcript has 3 exons.